GCCAUUUUGAAACAAUACUAUAGAAAUCAUAACACAGCAUGUACAAUAUUACAAUAACCAAUAAAUGAUUCAGUUGAUCAAUCAACUACAUUUGGAAAGUAUAAAACGAAUGUCAAAUUAAGGUUUUUGUCAUUAUUUUCCCAUGAUCGCCAUUAUUGAACUUGAAAUAUAUAUCCGAUCAAUGUAUUCGAACCAUAUCUAAUGCACGUCAUGGCUAGGACAAAAAGGUCAAGGUCGAAAAACAUGAGUAGAUCUAAGGUGUGUAGAAUAUUCAAAGAGCUCCAUAGGACAAGGCAGCAUGUUUUCAGUGGAGAUCUGGAAGCUCAGACAAAGGGAAGACUUAAAAUAAAUGAAGAAUUCAAGAAAAAUAAAGAUGAAACAGAUCCUGAAAAAAUAGAAAAGCUUAUAAAGACUGCCAAUGGUGCCAAUGACUACUUGAAGAAAAUGAUAGUGCAAGCAGUGAAGGUUAAAGAUGACACAUAUGAGGUUAAACUGACCAAGGAGACAGUACUACAGAAAAAUGCAGAAUUGAAAAUAUCAGCAGAGGACAUUGCACGAGCUAGAAAAGCAAAAUCAUCAAAACAAAGCUAGCAAUAGAAGUAUAAUAGACAUAGGAGUAUUUAAAUUGGA
Owenia fusiformis is the source of this 630-nucleotide messenger RNA. NCBI's taxonomy places the organism in Eukaryota, Metazoa, Annelida, Polychaeta, Sabellida, Oweniidae. The record is from the annotation of a GenBank genome assembly.